Syngnathus acus (greater pipefish) is the source of this 2317-nucleotide messenger RNA. It is a transcript of the gene mettl13, whose product is annotated as methyltransferase like 13. The record is from RefSeq and is a predicted model, not a curated record. Bases 1 to 2058 code for a protein of 685 amino acids. NCBI's taxonomy places the organism in Eukaryota, Metazoa, Chordata, Actinopteri, Syngnathiformes, Syngnathidae. The transcript has 9 exons.
AUGAGUUUAUUACCUCGAACUGCCGAGGAAUUCAGCUCUGCUGAGUACUGGGAAAGAUUUUUUAAGAAACGUGGAGAGAAGUCAUUCGAGUGGUAUGGAGACUACAACAAACUAUGUGGCGUGUUGCACAAGUACAUCAAAAUGCAGGACAAGGUACUGGUGGUGGGCUGUGGAAACUCUGAAUUGAGCGAGCAGCUUCACGAUGUGGGCUACAAGUACCUGACCAACAUUGACAUCAGCGAGACCGUGGUGUCCCACAUGAACCAACGCAAUGCCGAGCGGAGGCCUGACUUGAAAUUCCAGCAGGUGGACGCUACCCAGAUGCCAUACCAGGAUGCGUGUUACCAGGCAGCUCUGGACAAAGGCACCCUGGAUGCAAUGGCUUCAGAGGAAGGAGGACAGCUGGCGAGGAAUAUGCUCACUGAGGUGGGUCGUGUGCUCAGUGUUGGCGGAAGGUACGUGUGUAUCACACUGGCCCAGGAAAGUGUGAUCCGCCUGGCCGUGGAGCAUUUUGUCCAACUGGGCUGGGCAGUGAGGCUUCACUGCCUUCAAGAAGAAACCAGCGCCGAAGAGGACGGCGACUCCUUCGUUCUGCCCGUUUUCAUCCUGAUCUGCACCAAAUUCCGCCAGCCCAUGCCCACGCCCAUUCUGGAGUUUUGCCUCGGCGAAGACGGCACCCCGAAUCGUCUGGCGCUGGCGGCCCACUUGCUGGCGACCGUGCGAGAGCGCCAGGCUUAUUCUGUCCUGAGGAAAAGGCUACGCACCCGCACGGAUGUCGACGCCGGCGCGUCGCUCACGCUUUGCCACGCAAAGACCGGCUUGCCCAGAUACACUCUCACCGUGCAGGAUUCACCCCCGACCGCUAAGGUGCCAAGGUUCAACCAGUUUGCCAUUUUCAUUGUGCCCCAAGGGAGCGAGACGGCGUGGCUCUACAGCUCCAGCGAAGGUCGGCGGCAACUGGCAGCCAGCGCCAACUUCCGCCGCCUGGUUGUCGUCGCCAUGCAUAGGAAUCAAGAAUAUGCCGACAUGCAGGCGGUCCAAUCGGAACUCUCGCCCAUGGUGAUGGACCUGGCCCCGCCGGGAAUGCCGGAUAAUCAGCAGGUCCCGUUUCUGUCGGUGGGCGGCGACCUGGGUUGGCGGGAGGAGGUGAGCAGGGGUGUGAGCGAGCACAGCGGCGAAUACUGCGUGGAGAACGUCAGGGGGGAGGAUGGCGAGCUGUACCGCAGAUUGGUGUUCCUGUCCAACGCGGCUCUGGUGCAGUCCGAAAGUCGUCUCGUCUCCUCUAAUAGCACAUCGGGUCAUAAGAAGAAGAACAAAAAGAAAACCAAGCAGCCAUCAUCGACUUCCCUGUCAGUGCACAGCGGCUUCCUCUGCUGUGCCCACCACGAAGUCAUGGUGGCGGGUCUUGCCAUGCUGGGCAUAGGCAAGGAAAAAAACAAAGACGUCCCCGUGUCAGUGCUAGUGGUUGGACUCGGAGGAGGAGGCUUGCCGCAGUUUUUGCGAGACUUUGUGCCCGGUGUGUCAGUGGAGGUGGUGGAACUGGACCCUGUGGUGCUGGAGGUGGCCAAAGAGUGGUUCCACUUUCGACCGGACGAUCAACUGACCGUCACGCUCGGGGACGGCCUUGAACGUAUCCGUGCCCUGGAGGAAGAAGGUGGUCCUUUGUUUGAUGCCAUCAUGUUCGAUGUGGACAAUAAAGACAGCACGGUGGGUAUGAGCUGUCCACCUGCUGCCUUUGUGGAAAAUUCCAUCCUGCACAAAGUCAGCAGCCUACUGACCCCUAAAGGAAUUUUCAUACUCAACCUGGUGUGCCGCGACUCCGCCUUGAGGAAAGACGUGCUGGAGCGCGUAAGCGGCGUGUUUCCCGCGAUCCUCUCACGAAAGAUCGACGGGGAGGUGAACGAGGUGCUCCUCUGUCGCAGAGAAGGCAAAAGCGAAAGCGUCCUGCCCUCGCUAACCCAAGCGGGUCACGAUCUGCAGAGAGCCCUGCGCUCCGGUGUGACCCACAGCCCGAAAAUAGACAUUGCCGAAUUGUUGAAAGAUAUGAAAGUGGCGUGAGGGUGAAUGGGACAAAAUGUUAAAAGCAAAGAAGAAAUAUGAAAUUUUUGGUUAUUGGGAGCGGUGAGGACUGAAAUGUAUGUACAAAAAAUUUCACAGUUACAUUUUAUUUUAUUGUUGAUUUAAAAAAAUAAGGGGAAAAAGAAUUGAAUCCAUUUUGGAAUACGGCUAAUGUGGGAAAAGAGAAGUGCUGUGUCUGUGAAUACUUUUGUUUUUUUUGUGCUUGUACUAUCGCAAAGUAAAGCAGCAGUGCAUUUUA